Pygocentrus nattereri (red-bellied piranha) is the source of this 2984-nucleotide messenger RNA. It is a transcript of the gene pick1, whose product is annotated as protein interacting with prkca 1. Gene Ontology annotation, cellular component: postsynaptic early endosome; synaptic vesicle; postsynaptic density. Gene Ontology annotation, molecular function: protein kinase C binding; phospholipid binding; protein domain specific binding. The record is from RefSeq and is a predicted model, not a curated record. Bases 213 to 1454 code for a protein of 413 amino acids. NCBI's taxonomy places the organism in Eukaryota, Metazoa, Chordata, Actinopteri, Characiformes, Serrasalmidae. The transcript has 13 exons. Gene Ontology annotation, biological process: regulation of Arp2/3 complex-mediated actin nucleation; positive regulation of receptor internalization; dendritic spine maintenance.
GGAAGUACCGCCCGCAGCAGCUCGGCCCGCUGUGCUGAAGAUGGCCCAUCUGGAGCGAAUAUCGAGCGGAUUCUGAUGAAUUUGGAUGAUGGCUCUGCGGUCUUCUCCCCGGUUUAUCUGAUAACAGUACAUUUUCUACCUGCCGCAUCGCGACACGCCGCCAGGCUGCCUUUGCGCCUACAGUCAUUUUAAGAAGACUGACCAUUCCUGGCAUGUUUACAGACAUCAUGGACUACGAGCUGGAGGAAGAUAAACUUGGGAUCCCCAUUGUUCCUGGCACAGUGACCUUGAAGAAAGAUGCACAGAACCUGAUUGGGAUCAGUAUAGGGGGAGGCGCACAGUACUGUCCCUGUCUCUAUAUUGUACAGGUGUUUGAUAACACACCGGCAGCGCUGGAAGGAACACUGGCAGCAGGAGAUGAGAUCACAGGUGUGAAUGGAAAAACAGUGAAGGGCAAGACUAAAGUGGAAGUGGCCAAGAUGAUCCAGGCUGUGCAGGGUGAAGCUGUGAUUCACUAUAAUAAGCUGCAGGCUGACCCUAAGCAGGGCAAGUCUCUGGAUAUAGUGCUGAAGAAGGUGAAGCAUCGUCUGGUGGAGAACAUGAGCUCAGGAACCGCAGACGCACUUGGACUUAGCAGAGCCAUUCUCUGCAACGAUGGGCUUGUAAAGAGACUGGAAGAACUAGAAAAAACUGCAGAACUUUACAAAGGGUUGAUGGAGCACAGUAAGAGGUUGCUCAGAGCUUUCUUUGAACUGUCACAGACUCACAGAGCUUUUGGGGACGUGUUCUCAGUCAUUGGAGUAAGAGAGCCGCAGGCUGCGGCGAGCGAGGCCUUUGUCAAAUUCGCAGAAGCUCAUCGUAACAUUGAGAAAUAUGGCAUUCAGCUCCUCAAGACCAUAAAACCUAUGCUGCAUGAUUUAAACACCUACCUGCAUAAGGCCAUUCCUGACACCAGGCUGACCAUCCGCAAAUACUUGGAUGUCAAGUUUGAGUAUCUGUCAUAUUGUCUGAAGGUAAAGGAGAUGGAUGAUGAGGAGUACAGCUGCAUCGCUUUGGGUGAGCCUCUAUACAGAGUGAGCACAGGAAACUAUGAGUACCGGCUUAUCUUGCGCUGUCGGCAGGAGGCUCGCUCACGCUUUGCCAAAAUGCGCAAAGAUGUCCUGGAGAAGAUUGAGCUGCUGGACCAGAAGCAUGUUCAGGACAUCGUGUUCCAGCUUCAGAGGUUUGUGUCUGGGAUGUCCCGUUACUAUGACGAGUGUUACGCCGUGCUGAAGGAGGCAGAUGUGUUCCCAAUUGAGGUAGACCUGUCCCGCACCAUGAUCAACUACAGCAGCCAGAGCCAGUCCUACGAGGAUGAUGAGGAAGAGGAGGAGGAAGAGAGGGAAAAGGGGGAGGGAGGCGGCUCCGCGGGUCAAGCUGAGAACGGGGCUGAGAAACUGAUAGAUGAUGAAUGAGUGAAGGAAAGAACUGGACAGUGGCUGAGAAUGAAGUGGAGAAACCGAUGAAUAAACCUGUCCUACAGAGUGAAUGAGUGAAUUAACAGCUGAGUCAGUGAGUAAGUGUAUCUCAGUGAAUGAAUGGUGUAUAUUGUUGUGGAGGGAAGUGCUUGAGUGAAUGUGGAAAACAACACUGUUGUUCCAAAGAGAUACAGUCGUCUUUAUUUGUACUCCUUUGGUAAAAUCACAGCAGAUCUUUUAUUUUCCAUUAGUGUAGUUACUUGGUUCUUUGGAGCAUGUUAUAUUUAAAACUUUACCUCAUAAAAUCAACUCCCAAGGGACUAUCUUAGAUUUUCACUAUACAUAUUUAACUUCUCUGAGCAUCUUUCUUCAAUCUGUUUUGGAGUUGGAUUUGAGUUGGAUUCAUCUCCCUUGGGCCAAACAAAGUUAAAAAUGAAUUUAUGCAAUAGAUUCUAUAGAAGAGUGAACAUAUUUUGAUAAUAUUGCCCAUUAAGUACAAAUCAAGAGUGAGUGAGUGUGUAUGACUGAACAGUUGAGGAUGUUCUUAGUGGUUUGGGUGCCUUCAGUCCCAGAUUUCACUGCAUUACAUAUUCACGGGAAACCACAGUAGUGAGUUCACCCUUUGUUAGCUGAUCAUGUUUGACAGUCAUUGUUUGCAUGGUUAUCUGAAAUCAUUGGUAAUUGACAUUUCUUUUUGUUGCUGAAUUCAGAAAUUGAUUUUUUCAUUGAAAGAUGGACCCGUUCUUUGCACACACUACGCAGAUAGCGGUGCACUCUGGACCAGACCAGUGGUUUUACAUUUCACAAACACUUUCAGUUCCAAAAUUUUUGUUCAGUUUUACCGGUUACGUUUUUGUUUUCUUUGGAAGUGAAACGUUUUAAUUCCGUUUCUGUGGUUUCUCUGCUCACUGUGGUAGAGUAGCUGUCUACAACAGGCUUGCACUAUCCAACUCCUGGACAUCUGCUGGCCCAAAGAGUUUAUUUCCAAUAACUAAUGAAGUAUGUAGCUAAGUAUGUUCGGUUCAGGCUGGAGUUCAUGUUAAAGUCUGGUUACAUUUUGUAGGAAGGCUUUUUGGAUAAACGGCAGUGAUCUUGUAAACUGAAACAUGCUCUAUUUAAAAUGGAAGGGAUGUUUAUUUAUCUGCAUUUAUUUAUUUGAUUAUGAUGUUUAACGCUUUCUUAAAGAGGACCUAAAAAGUGAAAAGUUACAAAAGCAGUCACGUGCUGUGCUAAACUGUUUGACUGGAUGGCUUUAUGAAAAAAAAAAAAACCUAAGUUAAUGAACACUGGAGGACCAUAAGUUUAAACCUUUGUCUAUGUAAUGGAUUUCUCUGUUAUUUUUACACUGUUUUGUUCUCUUUUUGUUUUGGGUGCUUUAAAAUGUGUGGGAUUCAGCCUCUAAUCAGCCUUUUGUGUGUCUGUGAAUGUUACAGAGACAUUACUAUGAUGGGAAAAUGUACUACAGAUUUAUGUAACUUCAGAAAGUAUAUUAAAAAUACAUUAAAAGUAUUUGUUGCAAACAAAAAA